CGUCGCGCCUUUUCCUCCUACCCUUCAUUUUCUUCCUCGGACCAGAAUGCGGUUUAAUGAGAGUUCUCUUUAUGGGGUUCUUCUGAUAAAGGGAGUGAGGGAGAGUUGAUGAGUUUCUUUUCCUGGCCGAACGUGGUGGAGUCGCCGUGGAUCACGAAGUUCGUUCACGUAGAUUUCAUCCAUGGGAAGCCAGUUGAUCUCCGUUUAUCCUGAAGAGCUUAGUUUUCCGUUUGAGCUGGAGAAGCAAAGCUAUUGCAAUCUUAAAUUAGUGAACAACAGAGAGCAUCAUGUUGCUUUUAAGAUCAAGACAACUUCACCAAAAAAGUACUUUGUACGGCCUACUACUGGCAUUAUACUACCAUGGGACUCCAUUGUAGUUUUAGUUACCCUUCAAGCACAACGGGAGUGUCCACCAGAUAUGCAAUGCAAGGAUAAAUUUCUUGUUCAGAGUACAGUUGUUCCUCCUAGUACAGAUUCAGAUGAUAUCCCCCCUGACACGUUUAACAAGGAUGCGGAAGGGAAGAUAGAAGAGUGCAAACUUAAGGUUGUUUAUACAGCUCCGUCUGCUUCUAAUGGUCCUGGAAGCUUAGAGGAUCACCUAUUAUUCCACUCAUCCAUGUUAAGGAGCUCGAAGCGUAGUACUGAUAGCAACUCGAUGUGCAGUGCUGCAGGUCCCGAAGAGGCUGUGGCACAAUUGAAGGAGGAAAUAAUUGUGGCUCUUCAACAGCGUAAAAAGUUGCAACAAGAGCUGGAUAAUUUAAAGCAAAGUAAAUUGCAGAAGCGUCGUGCUGGCCUCUCAAUAAAGUUGAUAUUCAUUGCUGGACUUGUGGGAAUCCUAAUUGGGUACAUAUUGAGCCUAUCACGCUCUAUGCAAUUGGGUUCCAAGCUGAAUGCUGAACUGUGAUGUUUCUCGUUAUUGUAAAUCUGCCUGAUCCAUGAAAGCAAUCAUCUAGUUCUCCUUUUUCUAUAUAUGUAUCUUCUCCAAUUGCUUCUCUUUCUGUUCUCUUCCAUUUUUGCUGGUUUUGUUGUUGAAAAGGCGUACAUAUGAAACUGUUAAAUUGUAAUUUGUGUUGUGCUCGAUUGAUCGAGCUGGUUUUCCAGUAAUCUGAAAGCUGCAAAAUUUGUAGUUUA
Messenger RNA from Nymphaea colorata (pocket water lily), 1131 nucleotides. RefSeq names its product vesicle-associated protein 2-1-like. Gene Ontology annotation, cellular component: plasma membrane; endoplasmic reticulum membrane. The record is from RefSeq and is a predicted model, not a curated record. NCBI's taxonomy places the organism in Eukaryota, Viridiplantae, Streptophyta, Magnoliopsida, Nymphaeales, Nymphaeaceae. The transcript is spliced from 9 exons. The coding region runs from base 182 to 904 and encodes 240 amino acids. Gene Ontology annotation, biological process: endoplasmic reticulum membrane organization.